Fomitiporia mediterranea MF3/22 is the source of this 3363-nucleotide messenger RNA. RefSeq names its product TPR-like protein. Gene Ontology annotation, molecular function: protein binding. The record is from RefSeq and is a predicted model, not a curated record. The transcript is spliced from 2 exons. Gene Ontology annotation, biological process: cell division. Lineage: Eukaryota; Fungi; Basidiomycota; Agaricomycetes; Hymenochaetales; Hymenochaetaceae. The coding region runs from base 1 to 3363 and encodes 1120 amino acids.
AUGUCGUCAUCUUUUCGUGCCGAUACAUUGCACUUAACCGAAUAUGUAGUCUUUGACAAUCCUCAGACACAUCAUAUUCUAGCCCUUCUUCAUUGGAAGCGCUUCGAGCAAUCAGGUGAACAGGAGGAGCUCGAUAAGUCCAUCCGCCACGAUCGUACUGCACUCAAGCUUCAUCCCGAUCGUUCCGAAUCGUUGAAGAAUCUUUCAAUAUCCCUUUAUACACGAUACGAGCGUUGGGGGCAGAUAGAAGAUCUAGAAGAAGUCAUCAACUUGUCCAGAGCCGGUCUUCAACUUUGCCCCAAAAGCCAUCCUGAUUAUUCCAAGUUUCUAGACCACCUUGCAACUUCCCUACAAACUCUGUUCAAGCAGCGUGGACAGAUACAAGAUCUUAAUGAAGCCAUUGAGUUGCACCGUGCCGCCCUGGAACUUCACCCUAAAGACCAACCCCUGCGCUAUUCAUCUCUAAACAACCUUGCGAAUUCCAUGAAAACCCGGUUUGACCAAUAUGGACAGACGGAAGACCUAGAUGAGGCAGUUGAGUUACACCACGCCACCCUCAAAUUUUUGCCCAAAGGUCAUCCUCUUCGACCGUCGUCUCUCAACAACCUUGCUGAAUGCAAACAAGCUCGAUUUGGGCAGCAUGGACAAACUGAAGACCUUGAUGAAGCCAUUGUGUUGCAUCGCACCACCCUGGAGCUCUUUCCCGAGAGUCAUCCUCUUCGACCCGUGUCUCUAAACAAUCUUGCGACUGCCAUGAAAACUCGAUUCAAGUGUCAUGGGCAAAUGGAAAAUCUUGACGAAGCCAUUGGAUUGUUCCGUACAGCCCUAGGACUUCUCCCCAGCAGCCAUUCAAAUCGUUCCGCAUCCCUAGCUAACCUUGCUGCUUCCUUGCAAAUUCGAUUCGAGCAGCGUGGAUGGUCAGAUGACCUUGACGAAGCAGUUGAGUUAAACCGCAACGUUCUGGAACUUGUUCCCGACGGCCAUUCGAAUCGUUUUAAUGCUCUAAGCAACCUUGCGAAUUCUAUGGUAGUUCGGUUUCAGCAACGUGGACGGGCAGAGGACCUCGACGAAGCCAUUGAGUUGCAUCGCGCCGCAUUAGAACUUCGACCCAAUGGCCAUCCAGGGCGAUCCAUGUCUUUAAAUAAUCUUGCGGCUGCUGUGAGAACUCGAUUCGAGCAGCAUGGUCGGGUGGAGGACCUUGAUGAAGCCGUCGAGUUGUUCCGCACCGCCCUAGAACUUCGUCCCGAAGGCCACCCAGGACGUUCUACAUCUUUAGACAACCUAGCAAAUGUCAUGGGGACUCAAUUCGAGCAGCAUCGUAAGACAGAAGACCUUGAUGGAGCUGUUGCAUUGCUCUGCGCCGCGCUAGAGCUUCGCCCGAAUAGUCAUCCAAAUCGUUCUGUGUCGCUAAGCAAUCUUGCAGUUUGUAUGGUAAUUCGAUUCGAGCAACGUGGGCAGAAAGAGGACCUUGGUGAAGCCAUUCUGUUGUUCCGCGCUUCCCUGGAACUUUUCCCAGAAGGCCGUCAUUAUCUUCGGAUCUCGUCUCUAAACAAUCUCGCAACUUCCUUAAGAACUCGAUUCGAGCAGUGCGGACGGUCAGAAGACCUUGAUGAAGCCCUCAAAUUGCACCGUGCCGCUGUGGAACUUUGUCCCGAAGGUCAUCUGGAUCGUUUUGGGACAUUAUAUAACCUCGCAAAUUCCGUAUAUGCUCGAGUCAAACAGCAGUGGCGUGUGGAAGAGUUUACCGAAUACAUGCACUUACUGGAGCUCGCUGCUACUCACAAGUUCUCAGGACUCUCGAUACGCCUGGAUUCUGCGCGUCGAUGGGCAGAACUCGCGCGAUUACACGAUCACGAUUCCGCUCUCUCAGCCUACAAGGCAACGAUGUCGUUACUUCAACACGCUCUCACCAUAAGCCCGACUCUCCACGAACAACAUAAUUUCCUUGUCAGAAAUACCAACCAUAGAUUUCUCGCCAUGGAGGCAGCUUCCUACUCAAUAGAGAAGAACAGGAUGGAACAAGCUGUUGAGAUACUUGAGCAAGGGAGGGCCCUGCUUUGGUCGCAAUUACGCGGUCUCAGGACCCCUCUGGAUCAGCUAGCCAAAACAAACGAGGAACUCGUCGCCAGGUUCAGGAUCGUCAGUCGUCGACUGGAGAGUCUCGCAAUAGUAUAUGACGCGCCAGGAUCUGGACAGAGGGCAUUUGACAAGCUCCUUAAACUGAAGAAACAUCUCUCCGAUGAACAGGAGGAGGUCAUUCACGAGAUUCGACGAGUUCCAGAGUUUGAGAGUUUCCUUGACGCUACGCCGUUCAAUGUACUGCAGGAGGCAGCUUCGGAAGGGCCUGUCAUUAUGGUCAAUCAUUGCAAAUAUCGUUCCGAUGCUCUCAUCAUUCUCCACCGUGUUGACGUACCUGUCAUUUGUGUUCCGUUGGACAGCGAGUUCUAUAAGGGUAGUAUUAAACUCUACGUUGAGCUCAUGAAGACACGCCAAUACUUUGGAGCUGCCUCGACCAAGUAUGACGAAAAGCUCCGCGAAACGAUGAAGAUGCUUUGGGAUAGAGCUGUUUCUAAAAUUGUUGAAAGACUUGAGAAACUUGGAGUCGCCAAAGGCUCUCACAUUUGGUGGUGUCCCACAUCCGUGUUGUCUGCACUUCCAUUCCAUGCAGCAGGACCAUUCAAGGAUGCAGACGGUGCCACGAAAUACUUGUUGGACGACUACAUCUCGUCGUAUACGCCAACGUUCGGAGCCUUGAUCAAUGCACAGUCGGGCGGCGCCGAGGAAGAGGCAACAGUGCUUGUCAUUGGUGAUACCUCACUUCGAUCAGCCAAGCAGGAGAUUUCUAACAUCCGAAACUGUGGUGUGGGCACCAAAUUACUCCUUGGUAAGAAAGCGUCUCGUGAUGCAGUGGUCAAAGCCGUUCGGGAAGCGACAUGGGUCCAUUUCGUUUGUCACGGGCAUUUAGGCGCAAAGCCGUUCGACUCUUCAUUCAAUCUAUCAGAUAGCGGACUUACCCUGCUAGAUAUCGUCCAAGCAAGUCUCCCGGAUGCGGAAUUCGCAUUUCUUUCUGCUUGCCAUACUGCACAGCUGCCUUACGAUGGUGCACUCGAUGAGGUUCUUCAUCUUGCAGCAGCCAUACAAUUUUCUGGAUUCCGCAGUGUGAUCGGUUCGAUGUGGGAGCUACUUGAUGACGACGGGCCGCAUUUUGCCAGGACUGUUUACGAGUACAUUAAUGAUUGUGACGAAGGCGAGCCAAAGUAUAAGAGGGCAGCUGCAGGCCUUCGUAAAGCGGCUUUGGAGCUGAAAGCACGGGAUGAGGUUGCGACCGAACGAUGGGUUAAUCUCGUGCAUAUUGGUGCAUAG